UAGAAGGUGGAGUCAAAAUAUAAUCACAAGAGAUUUACCAGAAGCAAAACCCUGGAACAAGGAGACUAAAGUGAACUGGAAAAAUCCCAAAACACAGGCUGAGAAUCAAGAUCCUAUACAUCUUGGUGUUGGAGAUUGAGACUCAAGUGACUCCUGCUUCAAUAAAUUUGAGCCACUUGAAUAAGUUCUUAAAGAAAUUGAAAGAAUUCACCUGCAUGGGACCAGGAAAUGAAAACUCCACUUGCAGAGGCUGGAAAAGAUGAUCUAAACAGAAAAGAGACUCAUUGGUGAGAAGACUGUAACAGAGUGGCUUAAAUGAGAAGAAGAAAAUUUGAAGAUUGUGUAUUUUGUAUUAAUUUCAGAGGAGAAGGUCACCCAGCAUUUGGAAUACGUGCAUCAAACUCUGAGCGAGAAAAAUCUCUCACUUGUAAAACAGGUUAUACCUGUUGGAAAUGAAACUGAGCUGGGGAGCUGCAACUCUUUUCUACAGUAAAUAUGUACAUAACAGGGAACUAGAAACUCAUCUGAAGAUGUCCAAAAUUACACAAGACCUCAAGGAAUGAAGAGGGGCGGAGUUGACUGUAGAUUUACCUGAAGGAAGGGAACAGGCAGCGUGCACAAACUCCAGGCGCAUAUAAACCACUAUGGUGAUAAUGACCGAUGGAUUUACUCUGGACGGUGAUCGUUUACCAGCCAGAAUGAACGCUUUCCAGGGGAUGAAUUACCUGCUUCGAGACCGGAGUAACUGAUCUGACAGAAAAGCUGGAAAUUAAACACCUUAACCUGUGAGAGGCUGCAAAUGAUCGGGGCACGGUAUAAUAGGAAGUAUAUCCACUCCAAACUGUACCUGAUUACAGCAGAACGAACGUCCGAGGCUCAAGAACAAAGAGACUGUCAUUUAAUUCUGGUGAUAAACCUCAAUUGCCUUGUGGAACUGGAGUGAGUACUGUGCAUUUAAGUCUGUACCUGACACGUAUAAAUUGCAUCCCUGAGUGAGACCGUUCUUUUGCUGCACAUCAGGGUUGGAUAGAACUGGCUGUUUGAUAGUUAACUUCACAUAAGAUAUUAACCCUAUACUGAGACUUGCAGCCAAUGUGAAAUUUCGACCUCACCUCCAUACAGCUAUUUUGUGAUUGUUAAAUCUGCGAUAGAUUUGACCCUAGGGGCAGCACUGGACUACUGGAGAGACGUCGAACAACUUCAGUCAACAACCUGGGAGUUUGAUUUCAUCCAGUGUUUCCUCUGGGAAACUUCUAGACUCAGAAAAAUCAGCUUUCUUGAACUGCACUGUGAGAGACUUUAAACAAACAACGCAGUAUUGAAAGAAGCAAAGCAGAGAUAGACAUUCAAGGAAACGUGCUGUAUUGCCACUGGUUGACCCGAGAGGAUAACGUUUUCUGUUACUCGACAGUGAAAUCCUGCGCUUUACAAUAUCAAGCACCUUUGGCUACCAAAGCAACGAAUAAUAGUUUCAGAUCUCCAGCAUCCACAAUUCAUUAUGUUUAAAUAAUAGUUGAACCAUGCGUCCAGUACUGUUUUAUUCUGAGCUCCUGAGGAACGCCUGAGGACCCUGUAUGUGAAAGAUUACACUGAAAUCCUUCCAUGUUAUAAUUGGAAUUUAGAAUAUCUACAGCAAAUUGAAGAAUUUACCUGAGUGUAAAGUAUAAAAUUCCUGAAAUUUAUGCCUUGGUAAAUCUAUCAUGUAAAAAAACACCUGCUUAUAUGUCUUAACUAUGUGCAUCUAGGCAGCAUUGAAGGUUUCUGGUGUAGGAUUAAUCUUUGUACGGGAUUCUAGGAGUUUUUUUGCAUACUUAAUAACUUAUAUUGAGCUUGAUUCCAUUUUUUUUCCUAUGGCUGUUGGUGGGACAAUUUUACCAAAUGCCUGAGCUUUCUGAGAUCAUGUCUGGCAAUUUCCCAGCAAGUCGUUCCCGGAUCCAGCAGAGUAUCCUCGAGGAUCAGGUGGAAUUAUGGUGGUUCCAAGAUCUUAAAAGAUCGAUCCUGUGCUAUUCUGUGGCUGUGAUCUUGAUCCUAGGAACAGGGUUGGGAGGAAUUGUUCUAUUAUCUACAGCUACCAGUAAAUCGAGUGAAUGGAGGCUGGGAGUGGGAACUGUGCUGUGUCUUUUAGCUCUCUGCAUUCUUUUAAAACAACUGAUGAGCUCUGCCAUCCAGGACAUGAAUUGCAUGAGGAGCCGAUCCCAGAUUGACAAGUUAAGGAGUGGAGGCUUAAUUGAUUAUUUGAUUAUUUUAGUUGCUGGAUUAAUAAUACUAAUCUGUGGCCAUGCAUUGAUAAUCCUGGCACAUUCUGAUCCUUAUCCUUCGGGUAGAUCCUGGAGUGACAUGUUAAUUGCAGGUGUUGCCAUUACAUUAGCUGGAUACAUUAUCCUCCUCUCACUCCUGGUCUACAGUUUAAUCUUCAAAUUCUGCCCCCAUAUAGCAUCCAGCUCCUCGAACAGAGGGGUCCCAAGUGUUUACGUGAUAUCAUCAGGCAAUGCAGAGGGGAGGCCAAGGGAAUUUUCCUCCAGUACAGCCAACCUAAUAUAAAACCCGAACUGACUGACUUCAGCAGGAGUCCCUCUUACGUUGAGAUGAUUAAUCAGGCUGGGCUUGUUUGGUGCACAGUUUAUGAUGAAAACAGAAGAAACUCACAGGUUAGCUGCACAAAACAGUCCUUAACAAUAGUAAUUAAUGCAGGCCUGUAUAGAUUGUGAUUCAUUGGAGUCUAAUUUGUAACACAGAUUUAUAAAUCUUCUCAUUUAGCAAUUAUUAUUAGCUGAACAGGUAAAAUUAGAAUGAAAUUAACGUGAAAGCUGAGUUGUGAAGGUUUUGAUAUCUGCAGGUGUACGUAUUAACUCAUUGGUGAAUGAAUAGCUAAUGCACAUUAUUGUUACCUCACAACUGUAGCUGUCAUGAGUGGUUCUCACACCUUGCAAAAGCACUUUACAGAGUGAAUCAAGACUAAUGGAAACACAAGCACAUUUUUCUAUAACUAUCAGUAACAUCAGUCAUGAUUUUACUGUUGAUAAUAAAUGCAAUUGUUAAAUA
This is a messenger RNA of Hemiscyllium ocellatum (epaulette shark), 3042 nucleotides long. Its product is annotated as transmembrane protein 125. Bases 1879 to 2541 code for a protein of 220 amino acids. NCBI's taxonomy places the organism in Eukaryota, Metazoa, Chordata, Chondrichthyes, Orectolobiformes, Hemiscylliidae. The transcript has 2 exons. The record is from RefSeq and is a predicted model, not a curated record.